ACAACGGUCGAUCAUACGACCCAGUGCUGCAGAACCCAGUGAGUGCUACGCUGAAAACGCCAGAAAGAAGCGGAUCGGUCACGAACUCGCCGGACGGUGCUUCAAAUUAUUUAACAUUGUUCUUAGAAAGGUCUCCGAUCGGACUGACACCGCAGCCGCCUCCGGAUAUGAGUUCGACUCCGAGGAAAGAGAAAUUACGUCAGAAACGGCUCCAGCGCAAGGAGAAACAGAGAGCUAUCCUCGACGGGCUGCAAACGAUCGUGGGGAGACCUGAAGGAACCCGAGGAGUAUCAGCGAAUUGGGAAAACCUUAAAGCCGCCAUGGGAAUCAAGGAGACGCUCAAGGAAACCCUCAGAGAGAAGCAGGCGAAGACCAAACAGCUGGCCGAGGAAAUGCGGAAGAAGGACACGAGUCUCACGAAAGCAGUCGCUCUCGACUGCGAGAUGGUAGGAGUGGGGCCCGGUGGAAGGGACAACAUGCUCGCUCGGGUAUCGAUUGUGAAUUUGCACGGGAACGUCGUCUACGAUGAAUAUGUACUGCCCAAAGAGCCCGUCACGGACUACCGAACCAACAUCAGCGGUAUCAGACCUGAACAUCUCGGAGUCGGUGUCGACCUCACUGUGGUCCAGAAGGAGGUCGGUGAUAUCAUCAAAAACCGGAUCGUUGUCGGCCAUGCGUUGCAUCACGACUUCAAAGUUUUAUUCCUGUCCCAUCCCAAUAGUCUCACGAGGGACACAUCGUUCUACAAGCCGUAUCGUGACAUGUUCGGCGGGCGUACGCCUUCAUUGAAGAACCUCGCUCUGCGCGUCCUAGAGCUCAACAUACAGCAAGGUGAACAUAGCUCGGUUCAAGAUGCUCAGGUCGCAAUGAAGCUCUACCUGCAUCAACGUCGCCAGUGGGAAGACGAAAUCAAGAAGCGUCUGAACCGAACCAAACGGAGAGAACAGCAGAGGAAAGAGAGAGUAGAGAAACGACGUGAGGCACGCAAUGAUGACAACGAUGGGACUCCUGUUUGA
Molecule: messenger RNA, 1016 nt
Organism: Galendromus occidentalis (western predatory mite)
Lineage: Eukaryota; Metazoa; Arthropoda; Arachnida; Mesostigmata; Phytoseiidae
Product: RNA exonuclease 4
Exons: 7
Coding region: 168-1016 (282 amino acids)
Biological process (GO): rRNA processing
Cellular component (GO): nucleus
Molecular function (GO): nucleic acid binding; 3'-5' exonuclease activity
Source: RefSeq, a predicted model, not a curated record